GCUGAGGAAGUGGCCGCGGCUACGAGAGAAAACGAGGAAGCGGCGGUACAACCGGCUGCGAGGGUCCAGCUUUAUCUCAACCUGGCCCGGCUCCGCGGAGCAGCCCGCCUGAGGGCUGCCUCCCAGCCGGCUCUCACUCUCCUGGUGGCAGCGACAGGAGGCGGGAGGAGGCGGCGAUCCUUGGGGAAAGAUAUAGAAGACUAAGUUUGCUUCUUGGAGAAAAAACCAAACAACACAACAAAACAUGGCUGCCAAUACAGCGAACCCUGCUAACCAUUUGCCUUACUUCUUUGGCAAUAUUACACGUGAAGAAGCUGAAGAGUAUCUGAUGCAAGGGGGAGUGAGCGAUGGACUAUACUUGCUCCGCCAAAGCCGGAAUUACCUGGGGGGCUUUGCCUUAUCCUUGGCUCAUGGACGAAAGGUUCACCACUAUACAAUUGAGAGGGAGCUGAGUGGUUCCUAUGCUAUUGCAGGAGGCAAGUCCCAUGCCAGUCCUGCUGAACUCAUUCACUAUCACUCAGAGGAAGCUGAUGGCCUUAUCUGCCUACUGAGAAAGCCUUUCAACCGGCCACCAGGUGUUGAACCCAAAACAGGACCUUUUGAAGAUUUAAAAGAGAACCUCAUAAGAGAGUAUGUCAAACAAACUUGGAAUUUGCAGGGGCAUGCUCUUGAACAAGCUAUCAUUAGUCAAAAGCCUCAGCUGGAGAAGUUAAUUGCCACUACAGCCCAUGAGAAGAUGCCAUGGUUCCAUGGGAGGAUCUCUCGGGAAGAUUCAGAACACCGUAUCCUCAUUGGGUCAAGAAACAAUGGAAAAUUUCUUAUCCGAGAAAGGGACAGUAAUGGUUCCUAUGCCUUGUGUCUGCUGAAUGAUGGAAAAGUAUUGCAUUACCGAAUUGACAGAGAUAAGACAGGAAAACUCUCCAUACCAGAUGGAAAAAGAUUUGACACACUCUGGCAGUUAGUUGAGCAUUAUUCAUACAAACCAGAUGGAUUAUUAAGGGUUCUUACCAUUCCCUGUCCAAAGCUUGGCUCAGAAAAUGAUAAUAUUGUUUUUAACACUCGUCCUCCUCUUCCUGGUACCCCUUCAAAGACUUUGGCAGGAGGUGGAAUUAUCUCAAGACUCAAAUCGUACACCUUUCCAAAGGCUGGCAGCAAAAAGCUUCAGUCAACUAUUGGUCACCCACCUGAUGAAGCACCUUUUAAUCCUUAUGUGCUGCAAAGGAAAAGAGGUCAGACAGGAGUAGAAAAAGGUGACCAGAGAGAGGCCUUACCCAUGGAUACUGAGGUGUAUGAAAGUCCAUAUGCUGAUCCAGAUGAAAUGAAACCAAAAAAUGUCACUCUUGACAGGAAAUUGUUAACUUUGGAGGAAGGAGAACUCGGCUCUGGCAACUUUGGUACUGUGAAGAAAGGGUUCUAUAAGAUGAAAAAAGGUGCCAAACCAGUAGCUGUAAAAAUUCUUAAGAAUGAGAGUAAUGAUCCAGCCAUAAAGGAUGAAUUACUGCGAGAAGCAAAUGUAAUGCAGCAACUGGAUAACCCAUAUAUUGUUCGAAUGAUAGGCAUAUGUGAAGCUGAGGCCUGGAUGUUGGUAAUGGAAAUGGCUGAACUUGGGCCACUGAACAGAUUUUUGCAAAAAAAUAGGCAUGUCACUGAGAAGAAUAUAACAGAGCUGGUACAUCAGGUUUCCAUGGGGAUGAAAUACCUUGAGGAGAAUAACUUUGUUCAUAGGGAUCUGGCUGCAAGGAAUGUGCUAUUAGUCACCCAACAUUAUGCCAAAAUUAGUGACUUCGGACUUUCUAAAGCUCUUAGUGCUGAUGAAAAUUAUUAUAAGGCACAAAGUCAUGGAAAAUGGCCAGUUAAGUGGUAUGCUCCAGAAUGCAUGAAUUUCUACAAGUUUUCUAGCAAAAGUGAUGUCUGGAGCUUUGGGGUUUUAAUGUGGGAAGCUUUCUCUUAUGGGCAAAAACCAUAUAAGGGAAUGAAAGGUGGUGAAGUUGCCCAGAUGAUUGAAAGAGGAGAACGAAUGGAACGUCCUGAAGCCUGCCCAACAGAAGUCUAUGAUCUAAUGAAAUUGUGUUGGACAUACAACAUUGAUGACCGACCAGGAUUUGGUGCUGUUGAGCUGAGAUUACGAAACUACUACUAUGACAUUUCCCACUAACAACAUGAAGAACAGCAACUUCCAGCCAGCACCCUCUGAGAAGCAGCUCAGUUUACAAAACCAAAUGACUUACUCUUAUGCUUAGUUUUUCCAGUCUCAUUUUAAAUAUGUCAAAAUUUCUAUUACCUAUUCCUCACAAGCAGCUAUUUACUGGCAUUUACAUAUAUCUCAGGAGUUAAAUUGUUUUUAUUAGGUAUAGAGAUUUUAGAAGAAUGUAAAAAAUAAGAUAGAGUUAGAUAUAUUUAUUAGAUAUCGCUGGUUAGAACAUACAUGUUUCUUAGAAGUUGUUCUUAGAAGUUAUUCUUAGAGAUGCACUGAUACUUUUUUUCUUGCAAAGAAACCAUGGCCAAUUAGAGUGAGAAAGUGUGAAGGAGAUUACUAAUU
Molecule: messenger RNA, 2539 nt
Organism: Calypte anna (Anna's hummingbird)
Lineage: Eukaryota; Metazoa; Chordata; Aves; Apodiformes; Trochilidae
Gene: SYK
Product: spleen associated tyrosine kinase
Exons: 14
Coding region: 245-2155 (636 amino acids)
Biological process (GO): positive regulation of alpha-beta T cell proliferation; intracellular signal transduction; protein phosphorylation
Cellular component (GO): extrinsic component of cytoplasmic side of plasma membrane; cytoplasm
Molecular function (GO): signaling receptor binding; non-membrane spanning protein tyrosine kinase activity; ATP binding
Source: RefSeq, a predicted model, not a curated record